Molecule: messenger RNA, 6841 nt
Organism: Eleginops maclovinus (Patagonian blennie)
Lineage: Eukaryota; Metazoa; Chordata; Actinopteri; Perciformes; Eleginopidae
Gene: frmd4a
Product: FERM domain containing 4A
Biological process (GO): establishment of epithelial cell polarity
Cellular component (GO): bicellular tight junction; cytoskeleton; adherens junction
Source: RefSeq, a predicted model, not a curated record
GCUGAGAGGAGCAGAAUGGGAAGCGGGGAAUAAAAGCAGAGAGAGGCACUUAGGACCGGUGUUGGGCUGCUGCACACACACACUGACAUCACACUUCUUUCCUCAUACACACUCACGCGGCAAGCUCGCGUGAACCCCGGCUGCCAGGCUGGACGGGACGGCCAGGACACCCACCUUACAAACUCGCACACAUGCUCGCACACCCACGGACACACACACUCUGGAGCGUACUAUGGUUGUCCAGGGAGCGGUGACGCCCGGGAGGACCCGCCGGCUGAUGCUUAAGCUGCCGGUGGGGACCCUCAGGAGGAACAGUGGAGAGCGGAUGACGGAGGGGAGGCGAUGUCAGGUCCAUCUCCUGGACGACAGGAAGCUGGAGCUCCUUGUACAGCCCAAGCUGAUGGCAAAGGACUUGCUGGACCUCGUGGCCUCGCACUUCAACCUCAAGGAGAAGGAGUACUUUGGUAUCGCGUACACAGACGAAACGGGCCAUUUCAGUUGGCUGCAGUUGGACCGCAGGGUAUUAGAACACGAGUUCCCGAAGAAAUCUGGUCCCAUUGUCCUCUACUUCUGUGUCAGGUUCUACAUCGAGAGUAUAUCCUACCUGAAGGAUAAUGCUACCAUUGAGCUGUUUUUUCUUAAUGCCAAGUCCAUCAUCUACAAGGAGCUUAUUGAAGUGGACAGUGAUGUUGUUUUCGAACUGGCUUCCUUUAUCCUACAAGAGGCUAAAGGGGAUUUCACCAGUAUUGAUGCAACCAAGUCUGACCUGAAAAAGCUGCCUGCUCUGCCCACCCAGGCCCUGAAGGAUCACCCCUCUCUGGCCUACUGUGAAGACAGGGUUGUGGAGCAUUACAAAAAGAUCAGUGGGCAGUCCAGAGGGCAAGCUAUUGUGAAUUAUAUGAGCAUUGCAGAGUCUCUGCCCACAUAUGGAGUACAUUACUAUGGUGUAAAGGACAAGCAGGGAAUCCCAUGGUGGUUGGGUCUGAGCUAUAAAGGCAUCUUUCAGUAUGACCACCAGGACAAAGUCAAACCCAGAAAGGUGUUCCAAUGGCGCCAGUUGGAGAAUCUCUACUUCAGAGAGAAGAAGUUUUCAGUGGAAGUUCAUGACCCCAGGAGUAGGGCAUCGGUGACGAGAAGGACGUUUGGUCACAGCGGCAUCGCUGUGCACACGUGGUACGCCUGUCCUGCCCUCAUCAAGUCAAUCUGGGCCAUGGCCAUCAGCCAACACCAGUUCUACCUGGACCGAAAGCAGAGCAAGUCCAAAAUCCAUGCAGCGCGGAGUCUGAAUGAGAUCGCUAUAGACCUCACGGAAACAGGAACUCUGAAGACCUCCAAACUAGCCAACAUGGGAAGCAAGGGCAAAAUUAUAAGUGGCAGCAGCGGCAGUCUGCUCUCGUCAGGCUCUCAGGAAUCAGACAGCUCCCAGACAGCUAAGAAGGACAUGCUGGCAGCACUAAGGGCCAGGCAGGAAGCUCUUGAGGAAACGCUAAAAAAGAGACUAGAGGAACUCAAGAACAUCUGCAUAAGAGAAGCGGAGCUGACAGGAAAGCUUCCCAAGGAAUAUCCUCUGGAUCCGGGAGAGGAGCCGCCCACAGUGAGACGGAAGAUCGGUACCGCUUUCAAACUGGACGAGCAGAAAAUUACUCCGAAGGGAGAGGAAGAGGAGCUGGAGCGUUUGGAGCGGGAGUUUGCCAUUCAGUCCCAGAUUACAGAGGCAGCCAGGCGUCUUGCCAGCGAUCCUCAUGUGAGCAGCAAGAAGCUGAAGAAACAGAGGAAGACUUCUUAUCUGAACGCACUGAAGAAGCUCCAGGAAAUUGAGAACUCUAUCAAUGAGCACCGGGUCCGCUCUGGCAAGAAGCCUACGCAGAGAGCAUCGCUAAUCAUAGAAGAGGCCAACAUUGGUUCUGAAGACAGUUCUUUGUCUGACGCGCUGGUCUUGGAUGAUGAUGAUCCUCAAGUUACAGGUACUCCCACCUUCUCUCCAGUAGCAUCGCCUCAUAAGGGCCUCCCUCCUCGACCUCCCUCUCACAGUCGUCCCCCUCCGCCGCAGUCCCUGGAUGGCCUGCGACAUCUGCACUACUCACGCCCUGACUACGAUAAAUCACCCAUCAAACCCAAGAUGUGGAGUGAAUCGUCACUGGAUGAGCCAUAUGAAAAAGCCAAGAAACGCUCCUCUCAUUCAAGUCACAGGCGUUUCCCAAGCUCUGGCAGUGCAGAAGCGGGGGGCUGUAACUCUCUGCAGAGCAGCCCCAUCAGGAACCUCCCUCACUGGAACUCUCAAUCCAGCAUGCCGUCGACCCCGGACCUGAGGACCAGGAACCCCAACUACGUACAUUCCACCCGGUCAGUGGACAUCAGUCCCACCCGUCUGCACAGCCUCGCUCAGCACUUUAGGAACCGCAGCUCAAGCCUUGAGUCUCAGGGCAAACUGUUGGUGCCCGACUCCGAUGCACACCCGCACACCCUGGGCACACUGGGUAGCCCCGACUUCUUCCUGGUCCCAGGACGCAACUCCAAUGGCUCGGACCCACUGGACGACUGCUUCUGCACCAGCCAAAGCAGCUCGGAGCAUUACUACCCCUCUGGCGGACCCCCAGGCAGCAACCCCAACUACUCCACUCUGGGAGAGGACUCACCCUCCAAAGCCAGGCAAAGGCAGAGGCAAAGGCACAGGUCGGCAGGUCAUCUGGGUUCCUCGAACUCCGGCUCCAUGCCCAACCUGGCAGCUAAGAACGGCACUGGUGGAGGCUCAGGUGGAGGCGGGAUAGGAGGGGGACACCACGGAGUCUACCUCCACAGCCAGAGCCAGCCCUCCUCCCAGUACCGCAUCAAGGAGUACCCGCUUUACGUGGAGGGCAGCCCAAACCCUGUGGUGGUUCGCAGCCUGGAGAACGAUCAGGAGGGCCACUACAGCGUCAAGGCCCAGUUCAAAACCUCCAGCUCCUACACGGCAGGGGGACUGUACAAAGAGGCCUGGGGGGGAGAGGAGGGAGGAGAGGGGAGCGGCCGACUCACGCCGUCGCGCUCUCAGAUCGUACGGACUCCGUCAUUGGGGCGAGAGGGUGGUGGCAGUGGAGGAGGGGGGAGGGCAGCGGUGUCUGAUGAGCUGCGGUGCUGGUACCAGAGGUCCUCAGGGAGCCUAAAGGACAGGAGUCACUCACAUUCGGGGUCUACGUCCUCCGAGACAGGGUCGCAGCAAGGCACUCUGGGACACGGUCGGGGGAGUCGAGUAGGGACUCUCGCCAAGGGCUCACCAGCUGCAUCCCCGCACAGCCAGAGGAGUAUGACGCCCACCAGCGAACACGCAGCCACACCCACACCCCCCUGUAGCCCACAGCACAUCCUCAACUGGCAGAGCGGGUCUUUCAGUGACAGCUGUUUUCUCAGCAGCCCUCUGUGCUCGGAGCUGGCAGAUGUGCAGUGGUACGGACACGAUAAGGCCAAACCUGGAACCCUGGUCUGAGACCUUCCUAAAGGGCCCAGAAAAGUCCCAUUGCCCUCUCCACUACCCAUCCACAACCAACGACCUCAUCCCUAAGGCCCUACAGAUACCAUGCCCCGGCGGACUGGACAUGAGCCUCCCUCUUCCUUAAAUCUUGCCCUCCAUCCAUCUCACCACCUCUUUAUUAUGCCCCUCCAAAACAGUCGGACAGGGACAAGCACUGGGCUCUGAUAAGGGCUGAUUUCACAGGACAGAAUGAGAAGUGCCACCUCAGCUGAUGAACUGUUGCCCUCCAGCACCACAGAGCACCUCUUUUACUCACCCUCAGCACACAAGCAACAGGGCAUAAGGGAAGGAGAGUGAAGGGAGAGCCCAGAAAAAUAUCAAACAUACAAUUCAAACAUUAGACCUUCCUGGAUCAGUUUUCAUAUCUCAUCUCUGGCCCCAAGACCUGAACUAACUCCAGUGCACUGCCACCCAAUCAGAGGAUACCUGCUGGAUUUGAGCCACCAGUUGAAAAAAACAUUUCCAGUGACAAAUGAACUGUGUUGGAUUUCAUUAUUCCCGCUUAUGUUGUUUGUCCUUUGGGUUUGUUUGUCCCCAUAUAUUUAUAAGAAGAGAAGACUUAAAAAAAAAAUCUGGAUUAACUAACAUUUAGAUUUCAACUCCUCUCAGUCCAACCCACAACCAAAGACAACGUACUGGGUUGACCGGCCACACCGGGGCUUGGGGCCCCUGCAGAAAAGUGACCAGUCAACUGUAUGGAAGUAAAGUCACAGUGACAAUAUCAGGAUGGUUUAUUGGACUCUAUCUGGGAUAUUGAUGAGGACUAUAGCAAUAACAAACAUUGUAUAUGAACUGGUGUGAAUCUGAAGCAGGCACUUUGCUGUUUUCUCUGCCUUAUGAUGCUUGGAGCAAAACAUCAUCGGUGCAUCAUAGGGACAAUUUGGAGUUAUUGGGUUUGGCAUUAAUCUAUGCUUCUUUCAGUGACUUCAACACUCCUGUUCAUCUUAAUGUCUUUAAAAGAUUCUUCUGUCCACAUGUUUGUCCACAAAGUCCAAUGUGAUCAGAGGGUAGGGGUGGGGUAGAGUGAAGUGGUAUUCGGGGGUGUUAUUAGCCACAUCGAUUUACAAUUAUGGAAACAUUUGAUUUCGGCUGUAGUUUUAAUAGAGAAACCAGACAUUCUGGUUCCACCUUUUCACUCCUGAGAGUAAGUUAUUUCUGGCUGUUGACCUGUUGGAGUGACUUGAUAGUGAGGCAGUGAUACAUCUCUGAAGUGAAUCGUCUUUUUUUUUUAUCACAACUGUUUCUUCUUCUUUGGUCUUUGCUCUGUCGCCAUGCUGAGUGUCUGUCAGUCCCCCUCUGUAGCGCUGUGCUUUCUCCUCCUUCUGUCCUCUCUUCAGCAUGACAGCAUCAUCCUGACUGAACACAGACUCACUACUGGCUAACACCACACCUCAUAUUAUGCAUGAGUACAGGUAAAUCAGUGCCAAACAUGCUGGUGCUUUUAAUUUGUACUGUAAUGCAGCACUGGAACAGCCACUCCUUCAAUCGCCCCGGUCUCUGGAUAUUGUAUGAAACAGCAGCAGACUUCUCUAGGAUUUGGUAUCACGUGUAGUAGGAAUUAUUUGAAAAGCACAACCAGUGUCGAUGAGGGCUGGACCUGCAAUCAGUGUGUUCGCAUUUUCCGCUCUCAAUAUUUUAAUGAGUUGCAUCAAAGUGCAUAAGAGGAAACUAAAAAUGACCACGGGCAAUGUGUUAAAUGAUAGUGCUCUUUUAAUAAGUAUAUGGAUUUCAGGUCUACAAUAGUACCUUACUGUUAGGGCAGAAGAGAUGCCAUAGCCAGAACUGAAAGGAAAUAUUUCUCAACAAUCAGACAUUCAGAACAGGGUUAGAAAAGCACAUCUGGUUUUGUACGAAGGAAGUAGACAUCUGCAUGUUUUACCUGUAAAUGUCCCGCCCCUUCCCCUCACCAAAGUCUAUGUUAAGAGAUAUUGUUUUAUUGUUGCACAAAAUCUGAAUGAAUCAGAUGUUAAUUUUAUUAAGAUUAUGACAGAUUCUACUUGUCAGUGAUAUAAAGAGGUGGACAUAAAUGGUGUCGAAGAGAAAAGACUUGGACAGUUGUACAAUAGGAUUUAUUUAAUACUGCCACAUGAAUUCUUCUUCAGAGACAUUGGUGAUAAUAUUAAAAAGUCAAAUUUGACAGCUUUCAUAGUCUUUUCUUAUCUAUCCUCUACAUUGAGAAUACAGCAACCAGUCUUAAAAGACUCAUUGUGAGUCGAGCGCGUUGUCUUAAAUUGGUGUUACAUGUUUUAAGGCGUGGGAGGACUGGUAGGCAUCUUACCCUGUCCAUCAUAGUGUUGUGUUCCCUUUAUGCACUGACACCAGCUGUUGUAAUCUGCCACUUUAAGGACUCUUUAAAUAAGGUUAAUCCCACUCCCUGCAUGGUUGGUUCUCCAAGAGUUGCUCACCCAUGCCUGGUCAGUCUUUACCCAGCCACACCAUCUCAUAGGACUGAAUAGCGUUUCCGAGUCACCUAUAGAGGACAAGUUAGUGCGUCUUAGCUCACUCUCUGUGUGCUAAAGACAUGAUCCCAUGCAUGCCCUGCAGACCCACUGACAAAUAAAGACCCCAAACAUUUCCAGCAUCCGACUUCUGUACGCUAACAUUAGCACGUGUUGCUCCAUAGUGUUUCCUCCCCCCCAGAAAGUCCCAUCUUGACCUUGUGGUAAUCUCUGAGCCCGAUGUGAAAAGUGUGACGUCCCUCUGUAGCUCCAAACACACCAUAUUUUCUGUACUCCAGUGAAAUGUAUGAGGUUUUUUGUAAUACUCAAAAAUGAAUUAACUCUUUUAUCAGUCUUUUCCUGUAUGUACGGAGGGGCACUGUAAGGUUUUGUGGGGGUUUUUAACAUUCACAUUCAUUGUUUUAACAAUGUUCCAUUUUAUAUGAACCAGUAUUGUUUUGUUUUUUUAGUUCUGACAUUGUAACAACCACUUCAGGUGCUACAAAAUGACCAGUUACUGCUUCUUCAUGUAGGAUCUAGACAUCUUCAUUGUUAUCAAUAGAUUCAACUACCAGAUGUGCAAAAUGAAGCUUAUUUUAACAGACAGUUUAGUAGGAGAUCACUUCGGCUACCAGACAAUAGAGCAUGUAACCUGAUUUUAUCAGUUCUGUUCAACUGUAACAAUGCAUUAAAGGUGUUGUAGAAAAAAUGUGGAAUUGAUCAAAAAAAUAACUGAAUUCCACAGUUAAUUUAUUCUUUUUUCUAUUAAAAAUUUGUAUAGUAACUUUACAUUUUUCAAAACUGUGUUGUUGGAAAUUGAUGAUGACUUUUCAAGAUGAGAAGCAGUGGUGGUUCUUGAGAGUAAGAAAAAUAAAUUAUUGAUGAAUGUUCUCAA